UCACGACCCAUCCUCCGUUCUAGCGAUACUUUGUGACCUCCGCCGAUCACCAUAUCACAUUCCCGCGAUUGAGUCCUCUUUCGGGCUUGUAUCCCGACACACGACACCUGUUCAUAAUAAUAGUAGCACGCACGGUAUCAUCAUACCAUCGCUACUGUUUCCGGACCAUACAUUCGGAUUCCCUUGCAAGAACCAUAUUUCACAGUCAAAAUGGUUCAAACACCGCAACAACGUCGCGCCAAUGAACAGUUCGCCAAGAAGCAGGAGAAGAAGAUGGGCAAGCCGGCCGCGCCGGUAGUGGUGAAGAAAGAGAGGCCGCAGAAAUCGCCCAUCAGCGUUGGAUGGUUAUAUGUUCUUCUCUUCGUACUCUGCGGCGGUCUCAUCUUCGAAGCUGUCCGGAUAGUUUUGGGAUUCUUCUGAACAUGCCAUAUGAUGGCGAAUCAGAGGGAGAUGCCACGCAAUGAGAAGCAAGAGCAGAGCGAGAAGGCAGAUUCGUUCAGUUUCAGACAGAUCAAGAAAGAGAGCAAAUCUGCUGCGAAUCCUAAAAGAAUUUCCUGCAAGAAGCGGUUUCAUUCUGCGAAAAAGUCUUGUUACCAGCUUCCGGUUUUAUCACGUCUGCAUUUUCUUCUUCAAAUACCAUUUCUCUUCAUCUUUCUUGUUGGGAACUUCCUCCAAAUAGUCACCUCUACAUUCUCGGGGAGGGAGCAAAUGGUGAUAGGCCGAC
This is a messenger RNA of Dissoconium aciculare CBS 342.82, 724 nucleotides long. RefSeq lists its product as uncharacterized. The transcript has 3 exons. The record is from RefSeq and is a predicted model, not a curated record. NCBI's taxonomy places the organism in Eukaryota, Fungi, Ascomycota, Dothideomycetes, Mycosphaerellales, Dissoconiaceae. Bases 211 to 420 code for a protein of 69 amino acids. Gene Ontology annotation, cellular component: endoplasmic reticulum.